AUGUCUGCCCCAGGCAUCACCCACACCGAGACAAGCUUCAAGCUCUACGAAGGAGAGCAGCAAAAGGUUAUCACUGGCCACCCAGUGGUAUACAAAUAUAUUGCUGGGGACAAUGACCCGUCCAAGCCCCUCGUGACAUUUGUCCCUGGCAUGGCCCAUAACGGACGCAUUUCAUACGGCGGUCAUGAAGGAUACCGCAGCGAAGACUUUCUAGCGCACUGGUUCCAUGACAAUGGAUAUGGAUUCUUGGGCAUUUCCUAUCCACUCGACUCGGAACCGCCCUUGAUGCCAGCUACCAGCCCCGCUUUCACGAUCCCCAAUUGGGGUGUCCAAGCCGCGGAAACAAUCAAAGCAGUGAUUGAAGAGCACCAUCUUCCUCAAAGCGUUGUGAUAUUGGCUUGGAGCAUGGCUGGAAAGGUCCUUCAGCCUGUUACUGUUGAGGCUGGAAGACUUGGAAUCGAUGUAAAGCUCUUUGUGUCGCUAGCAGCUACCCCUGCCCUUCCCGGUAGUAUUCCUGCUGAAUGGACGAAACACCUUGAUCAGACAGACUCGGGUUAUCUGAAUCUGCCUUUUUUGAAAAAAGUAUUUCUGCAACAGAUUGAUGAACAAGAAAAAAUCAAUCACCUCGAAGGUCGUCGUCUCAUCGAACCUGUCAUCUAUGAAAAAGAUUAUUUUGGUGCUACGCCUAUCGGCAUCACGACCUUUGGAUUCCGGUUUGAUAAUGAGACAAAGCAAUUUGUGAGAGAAGAGAAUAAGUGGCAGUUGCUGGAAGAUGGUCAGGCACAGAAUUUCGGUAGCCUGCCUGCUAUGGCUGCCAUCUACCCCACAAGUGGACUGGAUUUCCGUCAUGCGAUCACCGACAAGGCAACAUGGUCCUACUUGAUGAUCCAGCGUGCAAUGGCGAUGUUCAAUGAAGAUAAUAGAGUAAAACAGCUCUCUCAAGUCAAAGAUGCCGUCUCUGCCCACAAGUUAGCUGCGGAGAGAUCAUCCUUCCAAGAUUUGCAGAAAGUCGUCUUGGGGAUCCCGGAGCUUAUGACUGCAGAUACCCUGGGUAAUCACUUCUUCUUUUGUGGCGAGAGUGGAGCAAGGAGAACGGUUGAGACUGUGAUUGGGUUCCUUUCUAGCUCGAUCGUUGUUCAGCAAAAUCUUGAAGAUAUGCUUGACGCCUGUAGCAGGGAAGCCACGGCACCAUAUUCCAACACAUCAUGA
This is a messenger RNA of Penicillium expansum, 1209 nucleotides long. RefSeq names its product thioesterase domain protein. The coding region runs from base 1 to 1209 and encodes 402 amino acids. The record is from RefSeq and is a predicted model, not a curated record. Lineage: Eukaryota; Fungi; Ascomycota; Eurotiomycetes; Eurotiales; Aspergillaceae. The transcript has a single exon.